AUGAGCAACAGCAUGCGAGACUUAAUCUCUGGUGAAGCCGAGCUCGAUGACGAGGAAGAGGAUGAGUCAUUCGACGAAGGUGGCGGAAAGCGCAGACAGAAGAAUGCGGUCGAAGACUCGAGUGAAGAGGAGGAAGAUGACGACGAUGAAGAAGAAGCUCGCAAGAUUCGCGAAGGAUUUAUCGUCGACGAAGAUGACGAAGACGAAGGCGGCGAUUCCGAUGCCGACGUGCGACCCAUCCACAAACGAAAACGAGAGCAUCGCGACCGCGAAACAGAAGCACAGCUAGACGAGGACGAUCUCGAUUUGAUCGGUGAACAGUUUGGCGAGCGACCUAAACCUCAAGCACAGUCCAAGUUCAAGCGCCUUAAGCGUGGUACCCGCGAUGAAGAUCGAGGCAAUCAGCGCCGUGGCUUAGAUGAUAUCUUUUCCGAUGAAGAAGACGAUGCAGGCGAACAACGAUCAUAUAAUAAUAGAUCGUCCUAUCGCCAAGCGGACGAGUUUGACGAUUUCAUUGAGGAAGACUUUCCCGAUGAUCCUGAAGAGUUGGAACAACAACGGGAAGAUGCCGAGGUUGCCCGACCCAGAGACCGCGUCAUUGGAAACAUCGCCGACACUGCCAACCUGGAUAAGGAUGCCUUGGAUGAUAUGGAGGCCAUCUUCGGUAACGGUGAAGAAUACGACUGGGCAUUGCAGAUGGAAGAAGAGGAGGAGGAUCGUGAGAGGGAAGAACAAACGAUUGAGUUGAAGGACGUGUUCGAGCCUUCGCAACUGAAGGAGAAGCUUCUGACCGACGAAGACAACGAAAUUCGGUUCACUGACGAGCCCGAGCGAUUCCAAAUCGACCGAAAAACCUUUAAGAGCCUACAACUUACGGCAGAGCAGUUCAGAGAGGAGGCGCGCUGGAUCACCAACCAGUUAUGGCCGAAGAAGGGUCUUGCCCCAGAUCUGCAGAGCCCUUUUGGUAAGGCUGUGGGCAAAGUCCUCGAGUUCUUUAUCGUCGACGAGGUCGAGGUACCAUAUGUGUUCCAGCACCGCAAAGAUUAUCUGCUUCAUACCCGCAAGACACGGAAUCCGAAUCGCGAUGAUCCUGAUGCGCCAGAAUACGUCAUUAGCGCAGACAAAUUGCUCAACCAGGAUGAUCUGUGGAAGAUUUUGGAGUUGGAUAUCAAAUUUCGAUCUUUCGUGGAUAAGAGGAACGCCCUCGAGAAGACGGUCGAGAACCUGAAGGGGAUGCAAAUCAACGAUGCAAUGGUGGAUGAGAUGAUUCCUGAGGCGACGACUAUGGAGGAACUCCAAGAUUUGCAGGAUUACCUGCAUUUCCAAUAUGGCCCUCAGUUAAAGGACCUCGCUGCCAUGGCUGGUAAUCUGUCGUUGACUAAGCGGCCAGGUUCCAAGUCCAACCUACUGGAAAGAGUUCGUCAAGGUAAGGCGUAUGGCUUUGUCCGCGCCUACGGCAUCUCAGCAGACCAACUCGCCAAGAAUGCCCUUCGACACGGAAAGAAGAUUACUCCUGAUGAUGACGCACAAUAUCCCAUGGACUUGGCGGAUAGUUUGAUUGAUGAUGUUUUUAGUACAGGCGAUCAGGUCAUCAGUGCAGCUCGACAGAUGUACUCGGAGGAGUUGUUUUCCAGCCCAAGGAUGCGCAAACAUUUCCGUAACUCAUACUAUCAGGCCGCCGAGAUCAGCUGCCGCCGAACUGAAAAGGGACUGCGCAGAAUUGAUGACUCUCAUCCCUACUAUGAGAUCAAGUAUCUUCAAAACCAAGCUAUCGCCGACCUAGUUCAUCAGCCAGAGCUCUUCUUGAAGAUGAUGAAGGCCGAAGAGGAAGGACUUGUUACUAUCAAGCUCGAUAUGCCUGAUAGAUAUGGUUUCCGACGACAGCUUUAUCAGGAGUUCGAAUCCGAGAACUUCAGUGAUCGAGCUGAGCAGUGGCGAGAAGAACGCAAGAAGGUACUGGACCUUGCUUAUCCCAAAUUGGAGAAAAUUAUUGCAAAGAACGUCAAGGAGGUCAUCCGCACUUUCUGCCAAGAUGAGGUUCUCAAGAUGUGUCGGGAGGAAUACGCCAAGCGACUUGACCAAGCGCCCUACAAGCCCAAGGGCAUGAUUCUGGGCACUACGCCACGCGUCCUGGUUCUCUCCAAUGGCAUGGCCGAUCCCGCUCGCGAUCCAAUUUGCUGGGCGUGGGUAGAAGAAGAUGGACGAGUGAUUGAACAAGGCAAGCUAGGAAACCUCGCUCGAGAUGAACGCCAGAGAGAAGAGUUUGAAGAACUCGUGAAGCGCCGUCGACCUGAUGUGAUUGGUGUUAGCGGUUGGUCUGCUGAAUCGACCAAGCUGGUGCGUGACUUGGAAAGCCUGGUCAAUGAGAAGGGUCUUAUGGGACCCGAGUUCGAGGACCCCGACACCAACGACUAUAGAACGGAGCCUUUGGAGGUUGUCAUAGUGAAUGACGAGGUUGCUCGCUUAUACAAGGACAGCCCUCGCGCCCUGGCCGAGCAUCCAAGCUUGAAUCCCAUUACGAGGUACUGCGUCGCCCUGGCGCGAUACAUGCAGAACCCUAUGAAGGAAUAUGCAGCUCUCGGCAAGGAUGUUGCCUCGCUUUCUUACCACCCAUGUCAGAACCUCCUCCCCGCCGACAAGCUGGCUAAAUAUCUGGACUCAGCCAUGGUAGACAUGGUCAACCUCUGCGGUGUAGAUAUCAACGAGGCUAUGAACGAUACGUACACCGCCAACCUCCUGCCUUAUGUUUCUGGAUUGGGACCUCGAAAGGCUACAAGUGUUAUCAAAGCUAUCAACGCCAACGGUGGUGCUGUUGGCACAAGAGAUGAGCUCGUCGGUGAUCCAGAUAGUGGAAAAUUGCCAGUUGUGGGCCCUCGAGUUUGGAACAACUGUGCAAGUUUCCUCUUCAUCGAGUACGAGGCUACCAACCCAUCGUCUGAUCCACUGGACAACACACGAGUUCAUCCCGAGGAUUACGAACUGGGCCGAAAGAUGGCUGCCGAUGCCUUGGAACUUGAUGAGGAAGAUGUCAAGGCUGAAACAGACGAGAAUGGACCUGGAGCCAUUGUCCGCAAGCUAUUCAAACAGGAUGAGCAGGACAAGGUCAACGAGCUAGUACUGGAGGAGUAUGCAGAGCAGUUGGAGAGCAACUACAGCCAACGCAAGCGAGCUACUCUGGAGACGAUCCGUGCCGAACUCCAAGCCCCUUACGAAGAACUUCGAAGAAACUUCGCUCUCUUGUCACCGUCAGAAAUAUUCACUAUGUUCACUGGUGAGACCAAACAUACCCUUUGCGAGGGCAUGAUUGUUCCCGUGAACGUGCGGGUUGUCAAGGAGGACUUUGCUAUCGUCAAACUCGACUGUGGCAUCGAGGGCCGAGUUGAGGGCCAUGAGGUUAGCCACCGAUCAUCGAUCAAGGAGGUCCUGAGCUCUGGACAGACAGCGCAGGCUAAGAUUCUGGAUAUCAACUACAAGGACUUCAUGGCCAAGUUGUCCAUGCGUGAAGAUGCCCUGCGUGUUCCUUACAAGCGGCCCAUCAACCUCGGCCGGGAUGGAUGGGAUUAUACUCUGGAAGCCGCUGAUAAGGAAGAGCUGCGGGAGAAGGACAAGACAACCGGACGCACGCAGCGUGUCGUCAAGCACCCUAAUUUCAAGCCCUUCAAUGGUCUCCAAGCCGAAGAAUUCCUCGGAUCUCAGCCAAACGGCGAGGUCAUAAUUCGACCUUCGUCCAAGGGCAACGAUCACCUGGCGGUAACUUGGAAGGUUGCAGACGGUGUGUUCCAACACAUUGACGUCCUUGAGAUGCAAAAGGAGACCGAGUUCUCGGUGGGUAAACUGCUACGUGUUGGCGGCAAGUAUACGUACACCGAUCUGGACGAAUUGAUCGUCGAGCAUGUCAAGGCUAUGGCGCGCAAGGUGGAGGAGUUGAUGCGUCACGACAAGUACCAGAACCGAUCUCGGGGAGAGACAGAAAAAUGGCUAACGACUUACAUCGAUGCCAACCCCAAUCGAUCUGCAUACGCUUUCUGCAUCGACACCAAACACCCUGGGUAUUUCUGGUUAUGUUUUAAGGCUAGUAGAGCAGCCAAGGUUAUUGCGCUGCCGGUGCGCGCCAUCCCGCAAGGCUUUGAGCUCAAGGGUUAUCAAUACCCUGACAUGCGAGCGCUGUGCAACGGCUUUAAGCUGCGUUACCAGAACGAAUUCUCGAAAAUGGGCCAACGUUAG
Molecule: messenger RNA, 4224 nt
Organism: Fusarium coffeatum
Lineage: Eukaryota; Fungi; Ascomycota; Sordariomycetes; Hypocreales; Nectriaceae
Exons: 4
Coding region: 1-4224 (1407 amino acids)
Biological process (GO): transcription elongation by RNA polymerase II; nucleosome organization; transcription elongation-coupled chromatin remodeling
Cellular component (GO): transcription elongation factor complex
Molecular function (GO): DNA binding; nucleosome binding; histone binding
Source: RefSeq, a predicted model, not a curated record